GUUGGUGCCGAGCAGCCGGUGGGACUUUUAUUUUGAAAGCCGCCCCCAUAGUUACCCCGUAGUACCGAGCAGCGUGCAGCAUGGCGCAGGACGGAGUGGUAAAACCGAAGACGAAGCGGUCCAAACGCUUCCUGCAGAGCAGAGAGCCGAAGCUGGUGGAGGACUUGAAGAAUGCAAUGAUCAUGAAAGGAGGCAACACGAGUGACACGGUCACUCAGGCCCUGAAGGACAUUUACGCGUUAAAGAAACCAAAUGCAGUUCUAUACAAAAAGAAGAACAUCAUGAGGCCGUUUGAAGACUCCACAUCACUGGAAUUCUUCUCCAAGAAGACGGACUGCUCCCUGUUUUUAUUCGGGUCACACAAUAAGAAAAGACCCAAUAACCUCGUAUUCGGUCGCUUGUUUGAUUUCCACGUGCUGGACAUGUUCGAGCUCGGCAUUGAGAAGUUUAAGUCUCUGAAAGACGUCAAGAAUGAGAAGUGUCCAGAGGGCACUAAGCCCAUGCUGGUGUUUGCUGGUGAGCUUUUCAACACAGAUAAUGAACUCGUACGCCUCCGCAACGCCCUGACAGAUUUUUUUCGUGGUCCUGCUGUACCUGCAGUGCGUUUAGCUGGCCUGGAGCACAUUCUCCACUUCACUGCGGCGGAUGGGAAGAUCUACAUGCGGAGCUACAGAGUGCUGCUGAAGAAGUCCGGCUGUCGGACCCCCCGCAUCGAGCUGGAGGAGAUCGGACCCUCGUUUGAUUUCGUCCUGAGGAGAACUCACCUGGCCUCUGACGACCUGUACAAGACGGCCCACAGACAGCCGAAAGCCCUGAAGCCCAAGAAGAAGAAGAACGUCUCCCACGAUGCCUUUGGCACCAAGUACGGCCGGCUGCACAUGCAGAAACAGAACCUGGACAAACUGCAGACGAGGAAGAUGAAGGGACUGAGGAAGAGGAGCAGAGCGGCAGUCACGGAGAACGGAGAACCCACGCCGCCCAAAAGAGCCAGAACUGGCAAGUAGUUCUGACGGGGGGGCGCUGAGCUGACCGACCUGCUCUGGACUGUGGAGAACGCGUCCCAGGCGUUCCUGAAGGCCCUGCUGGACUCCCGUCUCCUGACUUCACUCUUCUCGAUUUCUCAGAGUUUAACAUUGACGUUCCAUCCGAUGAGGCGGGUCUUCGGCGCACGCCGCGCUCAAAGCUUCAUUUGUGUUCGAUUCAGUAAAUAAACAGUAACUGUGCUAUUUACACUCACAUCAACAGAACCGUGGAACCUGACCAGCGCACGACUGUACUGGGGUUCGUGAUCAACGCCAGAAGAAGCAAAGCUCCUCCAGCUGGUUCGGUUCCACAGUUACUGGCUUGUGCUCAGUGUGAACAACGUUAUGGGCUGUAGUAUAUUUCUGCAUCAUUUCAUGACAUGUACACUCUUAAAAAGAUGGUUCUUCAAGGGUUCUUUAGUUUAAAAAAGGUUCUGCUUAGAACUUUUUAAAAAAUGGGUUCUGUUACACACUCGACAUCGUAACUAUGGAAAACCCCCUUUUUGAUGCUCUGAACACGGUUUUCAAAAGAGUUCUGUAUAGAACCGUCUACAGUACAGUUUCCGUCAGGCUGAGGAACGCUCAUCGUGUGAAGAAUCCUUUAAUCAUGCAGAAUGUUCUUUGAGUGUUCAUGGUUCUAAAUUGUCUUCACAAGAGAACCCUUGAAGGACCAUCUCUUUUUUUUUUUUUUUUUUAAGGCUGCACACUCUAGACGAUUUCUUCAUGAAUUCUUUAUGGAACAAUGAACACUCCCAUUCAGAACCGCUUGGUUCUCUGUGUAGUGAAAUGGUUUUCAGAUUGGUGUAGAAUGUGUUGGAUCUGUGUAGCACCAGGUUCUGCUUUUGUGACGAUAGAAGAGCCCUUUCUGGUGCUCAAUAGAAACACGUUCUCCGCCAAUCUGAAAACCAUUUCACCGUGCAGAGAACCACUCAAGCAUGCAAAUGGAUCUGAGUGUUCGUGGUUCUAAAUGAUUGUCUUUCCCAAAGAACCCUUGAAGAUCUUUUCUGAGGGUGAGCUGAACCUUCUAUUGUCUUAAAGCUGCAAUAAACAACUGGAUUCUGUGGUUCUGUG
This is a messenger RNA of Pygocentrus nattereri (red-bellied piranha), 2093 nucleotides long. It is a transcript of the gene rpf2, whose product is annotated as ribosome production factor 2 homolog. The coding region runs from base 81 to 1004 and encodes 307 amino acids. Gene Ontology annotation, biological process: maturation of LSU-rRNA from tricistronic rRNA transcript (SSU-rRNA, 5.8S rRNA, LSU-rRNA); ribosomal large subunit assembly. NCBI's taxonomy places the organism in Eukaryota, Metazoa, Chordata, Actinopteri, Characiformes, Serrasalmidae. The record is from RefSeq and is a predicted model, not a curated record. The transcript is spliced from 10 exons. Gene Ontology annotation, cellular component: nucleolus. Gene Ontology annotation, molecular function: rRNA binding.